Molecule: messenger RNA, 2023 nt
Organism: Pogoniulus pusillus (Red-fronted tinkerbird)
Lineage: Eukaryota; Metazoa; Chordata; Aves; Piciformes; Lybiidae
Gene: STYK1
Product: serine/threonine/tyrosine kinase 1
Exons: 10
Coding region: 372-1649 (425 amino acids)
Biological process (GO): positive regulation of kinase activity; protein phosphorylation; multicellular organism development
Cellular component (GO): plasma membrane; signaling receptor complex
Molecular function (GO): transmembrane receptor protein tyrosine kinase activity; ATP binding
Source: RefSeq, a predicted model, not a curated record
UGCUCUUGCCUUGUCUCUGUCAUCAGCAGGUGAGCAGCUGGUGUGUGGAAGCCAGGCGGACCCGUUUUACGAGUGUGUGCUGACCUGUCAGCUCACGUGUUGGGACCUGCACUCAAGUGAUUGCCCGGAGGAGACAGCAGAGAAGACCUUGGGGAGUAAAGAAUUGAAACCGGGCAGGUCCGGGGUUGGAAAAUCAGCGAGGAGGAACUUAAGCAUAAAAACUACAACCACACAAGACCUUAUCAGAAGUGCCCUCAGACAAACUGGGAACCCGCAGCAGCAGGCAAGCUUCAGGAACAACUACCGCAGGGCAAGAGAAGUGGUGCAGCUCAGAAGACAAAAGUUGGACACCCACCUGGCUGUAACUGAACAUGGCAGGGGAUGUGAAACGGUUCACACGCAUGCUGCUGGAGUGCAGCAGCAAUGACAAGCUCUGUGUUGUGCGUGAGUAUCAGACUGAAGUGAUCGUUGUCCCAGUUCUCCUGGUGGGUUUUUUUGUCAUCCUGCUGACUGUCAUCCUUUGGCUCCACUGCCGAGGCUUGCGAGCAAAGCAGCAGCAGUCGGCGUCGCCUGGGCACCAAGUGAAUGCCGUGAAUCAGCGGGAAUCCAGCUCCACAGAGAGCCACUACAUUCAGCUGAGUGAGACCUCUGUGGAGGCCCUGCUGAAUUCUGCCUCCUGGGCUUUGAAAGACCUGAAGAUACCACGAGAGAAGCUCUCAGCAGGCAGCCUGCAGCUAAUAAAAGACGGCCGCUACGGGAGCAUCUACAGAGCACAGCUGGAAACGGGGAACCCUGGCAAGCCCAGAAGUGUGGUGCUGAAAACCUUACGAGGCCAGGCUUGUCCCCAGGAAGUAAAGGAUUUCCUGGGAAGGAUUAAAUUCCAUCAAAACCUUGGCCAUCAUGAAAACCUGGUUGAAUUGGUUGGAUGCUGUGUAGACCAGCUCCCACUUUAUAUGGUCUUGGAAGAUGUGUCCCUUGGUGACCUGUUGACAUUUCUGUGGACAUGUCGGAGGGAUGUGAUGACCAUGGAUGGUAUCCCCUACGACCUCACUGAGAGGCAAGUGUAUGAGGUUGGACAGCAGGUUGCAGCAGCCCUGACUUACCUUGAACAGAAGAAAUUGUUCCAUGGUGACGUUGCUGCCAGAAAUGUCCUCCUCCAUCACAACUUCACUGCCAAACUCUGUGGUUUGGGUCUGGCCUAUGAAACUCACAAGUGUGGUGUGAACUUAGUCACACAGGGUGUGCCAGUCAAGUGGCAGGCACCUGAGCGGCUCCUGAAGAAACCUGCCAGCAUCAAGGCAGACAUAUGGUCUUUUGGAAUCCUGCUGUAUGAAAUGGUUACAUUAGGUGCUCCACCAUAUCCUGAGGUGCCACCUUCUGACAUUUUGUCAUACUUGCAGAGACAGAACAUUAUGAAGCAGCCUUCAAACUGCCAACAAACCAUGUACAGCAUCAUGAAGUCGUGCUGGCAGUGGAGUGCAGCUAAGAGGCCUUCUCCAGCAGACCUGCUCCAGGCCCUGCAGACAGCUGUGAAAACCAGCAAUGGCCACGCAGUGCUGCAGGUGCCCGAGCUGGUGGUGCCUGAGCUCUAUGCUGAUGCUGCUGGUGUGGACCUGCAUGGUCUAAUGACAGAGUACACAAUUCUCUGAAGGACCUCAAGUCCAAGGACAGCCCAUGGAGGGGACACACUGGAGCAGGUGAAUGUGCCUGAAGGAGGCUGUGACCCUGUGGAAAGCCCACAUUGGAGCAGGCUUAUGGCAGGACUUAUGGCCUUGGGGAGAGAGUGGAGUCCAUGGUGGAGCAGGUGAAGAGCAUGAGGAGACCUCCCCCUAAGGAGGAAGGAGGGGCAGAGCUGGCAUGUGCUGAACUGACCAUGACCCCCAUUGCCCAUUUCCCUUUGCUGCACAGGAGGAGGGGUGGAGAAAACAGGAGUGAAGCAGGAAAGUGGGUUCAGGAUUUGGGUUUCUUUUUCCUCAUCAUACUUUUAUUUUGAUUGGCAAUAAAUAAAACUCAUUUUCUGAUA